Messenger RNA from Chara braunii, 5949 nucleotides. The record is from the annotation of a GenBank genome assembly. NCBI's taxonomy places the organism in Eukaryota, Viridiplantae, Streptophyta, Charophyceae, Charales, Characeae.
UGAAGGAAUGGACUGCUGAGUGGAACCUUUCGUCCUAUCGCUUCUUAUAACAGGGGGAUUGAAGCCGAAGGCAGUUAACCAAAAUGCCUGAGGAGAUGGCGGACGGUGGGAGAAAGCUUGUAACGCUCGACGACCUCAUUGAUGCCCUGGAUAAGCGCGAGAGAGCACCGAGCAAUGCCCCGAAGGUUGAUACUUUCCACUUCAAGGGAGAACGGGUGUCCGACUGGCUGGACCUGACGGAGCAAGCACUGGUGGGGCUGUCGGACGAGGUCAAGCUCCAACGAGUCCUAAGAUAUGUCCUUCAUAGCCACCAGCAGGAAGUGGGCAAGGUCGUGGAUGCCGCCAAUGGUAGUUGGGCGAGGUUCAGGGACAUGAUGCAGAGAAAGUACAGGUUAGGGGAUGACUUGCUAACCAUGGCGGAUUUGGAGGCCAUGAACAAGGAUGACUUUUCCACGAUUGGGGCGUUUGUGCACGAGUUUAAAAGGAAGGCGCGGAAGGUGCACGAGAUCUCCGAAGAAACGCAGUGUGCCAUAUUUUUGUGUCUGCUUACUGGCUCGGAGGCCUCGGAGCUGACGGGUCACGGAGGGGGAAAUGAGAAACUCACCUGGGCCACUAUCGACAAAGGGGUGGAAGAGGGGAGUCUGGACCAGGUGAGGCAGCACCAGGUGUGGCUGCAAAGGCGCAAGAAAAAGGAAAGGGACGCCACCGCAUCCGGGACCCCAGGGGUAAAGAGGAUCGUCACGGACGUAUUAGCAGCGCUGGGGUAUGAUAAUGAGGCGGAAGUGCAAAAGAGGGGAGUGACCGUGGCCCAAGGCCGGGCGUCGGGGGCAGUGGAAGAGGAGGCUAGGCGCGAGGACUAUGGCGGAGAAGAGACGGGCUCCCAGAUCCUAACCAAGGCCCAGAGGAAGCAGCGAAAUUUACAAGUGGGGGGUCAAGGAUCCGAAAAAGGGCAGGUCCCGCAAGCGAUUGCUGCGCCGCCACCUGCUGCCACGACAACGUCAGCGACGGCCGGGCCGUCAUGUAUGGGGCCGCCGGCGGCUUGUGGGCACUGGGAGAAGGAAAAGCAGACCGUAAGAGUCGAGGAGAUUGUAGGGGACAGUGAGGAGGUCACCCAGUGGCUAAAGGCAGGGACUAUAAGGGAGGAGCCAAUAGUCGUCGAAUCGGAUGACGAGAGGCAGAAAGGCGAGGGAGAGCCGACCAUAGUCCUCCUGGGAAGGAUGGAAGAUCUGCUGGAAAAGGAUGACGAUGAAGAGGAUGAGAGGCUCCGACAGGAGGAGGAUCAGCGGGCGGAGCUGAGGGCCAAAAAGAGAGGAGGCCGGGAGGAGGCCGAGCCAAGCCUGCCUGACAACGUGCCUCAGAGGAAGAAGUACGCGGUUCGGAUGGAAGAAGGCCUUGAUGUGGAGCGGAUGGUGGACAAGCUCCUGGAAGACCAUAAUGACUUGAUAAACUUAAAGGAUAUCCUGGCGUCGGCGCCAAGGCUCCGUGGGGAGUUGAAAGGGCGACUCUCGCGAAGGCUGGUGCCAAAUGUCCAUCUAAGUACGGUCCUGUCCAGGGAGGUGGAGUGGACUGAGGCAGAGACAAGGAUGGAUUGGAAAUGUGUGGCGUGCGGGCAGGUGGAUCUGGUGAUAAAGAACCAGAAGUGUACUGGGAUGGUGGACACGGGCACAGAAAUGAACAUCAACAGGGAGAAGGAGGCAGUGAUGAUAGGCAUGAAAAUCGACCGCUUGGACCAUGGCAUGUUGCAUGGCGCUAACUGCAAGGCCGCUUUUUGCGGCACAACGUCUAAUGUGAUUAUAGAGAUUGGGAAGAUGCGAGCCAGGACUUGCUUCUUCGUCAUGCCCGAUAUUGAUCACCCCAUCCUUCUGGGGCAGUCGUUCCUAUGCCGAACGGAAAUGUUGAUUUUUAAUAAGCACGACGGGACAAUGAUCCUACUCCUAUGCGACCCAGCGUGUGGGAACUACGAAGUUAUCACCUGCCGAAACACGGGGCCGGGAAGCGGAAGGAACAGGCCUAACCUAGGCUCGUUCACCUUCGAGGAAUCAGAGAACGAGCGAAGACGGCUUUGGGAAGUGCCCGAGGAGAAAGAUAGGGCUGAGGUGCUGACACUGAGCCUCACAGAUGUGGACAAGGCCAUGGAGGUGGUGUCGGCUCACAACAUGGCGGAUCCGGAGGCCAUUAAGGCAUUGAGGGAGCAGGUUUUGGAGAACCCUCAAGUGGGAGAGGUGGAGUUGGUAUAUCAGCUUCCAGGAGGGAGAGGAGGCCCUGCAAUGGCCCAGGCCCGAGCGACAAGGAACAAGAACAGGGCGGAUGGGUUAAGCCGCAUCAACUGGGAUGGAUCGGACGAGGAAUCGAUAGAAGACACCCCACCAGUUGAUGGGUUCUUGGAUCAAGAGGAGGACGUCCGCCUGCACAUAAACGAAUGGUCCCUGCGAGUGCCGAGUUGCGUCAGUCAUCCCAUAUGGCUAGCACCAAUGGGGUACGAGCAGAAGAAAGAGUUAGUCCUCAAACCCUUUCAGGAGGAGGAUCCGUGGGGAAGUAAGGAUGUUGGUUGGAUGAUGAAGUUGGCGUUGGCAGGAACGCACAGUCUGGUGGAGGAAGUGAGGACAAUAGAGGAAGGCCCCACUCAGGUAGAGGAGCAUGAGCAGCUAAUGAGAGGGAUGUACCUGCUCACCAAUACGCUCCUGCAAGGAGACUUCGACCGGAAGGGCUCGUUCAGUCAUGAGGAAGGUGAGAUUUUAGUUCCUGAAAGUCAGGACGACGAAUUUGAGGAAGUAGAAAUCAAGGAGGCGUUUCGGGCGGAGGAGUAUGAUGGGGUCUACCGGGAAUUGGGGUUGCUCCUAUCACGUGAGAUGAGGGAUAGAGAGGAAGAUGAGGCACCUCUAUGUGCGCAAAGGCCUGGGGAGCCCCUACACCCAAGGUUGGAAAGGGAAGUGGGUGCGGUCGUACACCUGGACCUGUUAUUCAUGCCAGCAGGGGAGAAUGGGUGUAACUACAUCUUCGAUGCACGGGAUAACCUUACUGGGUUUGUGGACGGACGAGCUAUCUGGACAAAGAAUGGCCCGAUCUUGGCGAACUGCAUCGAGGAGUAUUACCUGCGAUAUCCUUUUGUCAAGGAGUUCGUGAUGGAUCGAGGAUCAGAGUUUACCUGCAAUGAGGUGAGGACGUUGCUUGCAAGGUAUGGCGUAGUGACCAACUAUACUACGGUCGCGCACCCUCAAGCGAACGCUCCUGUGAAGAGGGGGCACAGUACCAUCACGAAUCUCCUGGCUAAGUGGACAGAGGGCGAGCCUGGUCAGUGGCCAAAGUUCCUAUGGGCAGCUAUCUUCGUGGAAAAUGUUACUGUAAAGAGCACUACCAAUUUCGCGCUAGCCACACUAUGGUAUGGGAGGCACACCACCUUUCCCAUAGAAAGCUUUAUGAAGACGUGGAGGCGCCAAGACUUGGAAGUAAACCUAUCCUUCGAAGAACUGCUCGAUAUUCGGGCGAGGCAAGUGGGGGCGGCCGAGGAAAGAUUGCGAGAGGCCGCUGGUCAGGUAGAGAGGAGUCGCAUGGAAGACAAGAUGAGGUGGGACCAGACGGCGCGAGUAAGGAAGGAGCCAUUGGCAGUGGGGGACGUCGUGUUACUGUACGACUCCUCCCUGGAGAAGCAAUGGUCGAGGAAGCUCGACAAGAGAUGGAUGGGCCCCUAUAGAAUUUUGCGAUGUGACGAAUUUGGGGCCCAUCAGAUCGAGGAGCUGGACGGGACAGGCUGGCAGGAUUGGGUAUCAGGGACCAGGCUGAAGAAGUAUGACUUUUCGAAGACAGCCAUGCAGAGGGGCGGGAGGGGUGCGCGGCCACGACAGAGGCCUCAGGGAACAUCAGGAGGGGAUGACUCGCACAGACCGUUUGGGAGGGAGUCUACGCCUAUCUUUGACGACGAUAACAUAGAGCUUUUUCUAGACUCCUACCAGGCACAUGUGGCACGGGAGGGCUGGUCUACCUUGGAGAGGAUACAACAUUUGAGGGGAGUUGGGCGUUUAAAGGAGCCCAUCGCACACAUUCGGGAGGAGGCGUUGACCUGGCAGGAUGUGGAGGCGAGGAUGCAGAUGUUGAGGGCUUCGCCGUUGGGACCGGAUGGGCUGCCUAUUCGAUUGGAGGAAGGCAAUGUGGAAGAGUUCAUCCCGGCCUAUGAGCAUGAUCUACGGGGCCCGUCGCCGACAUUACCAGAGGGGGGAGAGGCGGUGCCAUUUAGGACGCUGCUCGACAGGUUGGAGGCUCAUCUCGAUGCGUCCCAGUGGGGGGCGUCACAGCUGGGAGCGGACCAGAGCGGACCGGCACGGUAUGAGCCAGUAGAGGAUGAGCCAGAGGAGGAACCACCUGAGCCGGGGCCUGAGGCGAGGUCUUGCGAACCCGGGGAGCCACAGACUAAGGGGGUUAUGACUGUUGGGGAUGAUACCCCUCCUCCUACCCCGAUUCCGAAACAGGCACGACAGUAUUGGCCUGAAGGGGUUCUUGAGCCGGACAGCGAGGAAAUGUUGGGGCCUCCAUCGGAAACUACUACGCCACCUCCGACGCAGACGAAGCCAGAGGAGGGCGAGGGAGCGAGGACACCUACUACUAUGGUACCACAUCUAACUGAGCCUACAGGUGAACGCAUGAAUGUGGAGGUGCCGACAUCCGGAGAGCCUCCGCCAGAGCCGCCACCCACAGAGGAGGGGACGAGUGAGAGAGACCCACUGCGAGAGGCCCGUGGGGCGAGGGCAAGGAGGCCCUCAGGGGAGAAGAAAGAAGAAAAGUGCGUGAGGAUGCAGGUACGCCUCGAGGAGUUAUACCAGGAAAAGAUUAGGAUGGAGGCCGCAGGAGAAACGCCGAAGCCACCGAUUGACCCUCCGACGAGCGAGCAGAGGAUUAGUAAGGCCAACUAUGAGGGUGAGAGGGAUGCUGCUCGCCUGAGGUCACGAGAGGUGGGACAGGAGAAUGCGAGGGUGGACGAGGCACGAGAGACAGGGGACUUGGGACUUUCAGCCGCCAGGAUGGGGAUUGAGCGUGCAGAUAGGAGGAUAGGUGAGGUGGCGAUCUCGUUCUUCCAACGGUACUCCAUGCUCAGCGAUGAGUUGGCGGCCUCGAGGUUAGAGGUGGGACAGUUGUCCACCCAGUUGGGAGAAGAGAGGGCAGAGAACCAAGCAUGGAGGUCCCGUAUGCAAGUCAAGGAAGCGGAAUGGGAGAAGAGGCUCCAGGACAUGGCGGCGAUGGUGGAAAGACUCUCGGCCACUAAAAUGGUCGACUGGACGGAGCAGAGCCGGUAUGGUAUCCAGGGGAAGGAGGUACAGGGGCUCUUUGGCCGGGAAGGGACGACAGAGCCACCUCAGCAAGGAGGUAUGAGAAAGGUAUUCCUGGACCCAAUAGAGGCGGCAGCACAGCGGGAGGCCGAGGAGGGAAGGUUCAGCUUCAGGACGCUGUCGCGCGCGGCGGUCCCGCACCCUGAUGGGGAGCGUUGAACCUCACGGUCAUGUCACGCAGGAUUUAUUCCUUGAAAGAACAACAAGUCACCACUCCGACCGUGAGCGAGGGCUAUACCUCUCAUGACGCCCCGCGACAGGUCGGGACGUCGCGAGGUACUGCUCAUCUCUACCCGAGGGGCUGUCACCACCCUCUGGUAGGCGUAUCCUUACUGAGCUACCAGCCCACAUGCAAAGGCUUUUACAUGCCUUUGUAGAGGGAGGUCGGCCGAGGGCAUUUUCUCGAUCGCCGUAGCAUAGGUAUACGCGCGGUUGAACGCCUAAGACUGACCCGUUUACGUGUCGGGCAUCGGGGUGCUGAUCUCCCGAACCGACUUACUGUUCAGGUCGACUUGACUGACGAUCUAUCGCGAAUACUAAUUUUUUAAUCUAUCUGCACAUAACCCAUAACUUAUGUAUGUUAUAAAAUUGUUUCCGAGUGAUACAAACAUAAUGAAUACAUUUCUAAAGU